AUCCCCUCCUUCUCCCUGUUUCUUGUGGGGGAAACUGAGGCCCAAGGGAGGUGUCACUCAAGGUCACAAGCCAGGAGUGGCUCAUGGGGAUUCCAGACUCCUGGAGUGACUUUCCUGGCCUGGUCACAGCAGGUGGGCCCCAGCAGCUGGUGGGCCUGGGGCCCUUCUCCCUCCCCAGCCUCAUCCUGCCCUUCCUGUUUCUGGUCAGGGAUUGCAGAAUCUCUGGGAGGGUGCGAGGGUGGAGUCCACCAUCCCUGGCUGACUGCAGGGGAAUUAGGUGCUGGGUCAGAGGCAGGAGGAGCUGUGUCAUCUUAUUCAGGAAGAAAUGGCUUUGGAGAGGCCCCGAGACUGCCCAAGGUCACGGGUGGCUGCUGCUAGAAACACACUGGACCGUCCUGCCUUGCCACUUCCCUCUCUGGGCUUCUUCCUCCUCUGCCCUGGAGGGGACUGUGUUGGGAUAGUGACCACCACCUGUGGGGUGGUGGAUCCUUGAAGGUGCCUGACAUGACAGGAGAUAAGGGAACUAGAGCUGAGCUGGCCACCAGCUGGCCACACUGUUUCUGCCCCCAGGGAGAUUCUUGAGUUGCUUCCUGGGACCAGACAUCCUUCCAGCCCCUGCCAGGCUGGGACAGGAUACAUGAAUGGUUCAGGGGACACAGGCUUUGUGUCUGGAGGGCUGGGUGCGUCUCUGGGGCUGCUACUUCUUGGCUGUGUGAGGAUGGCAGUUGCUUAUCCAUUCUGAGUCUCAGUAAAAGGGGGCCAUGAUAGGUGGAGGGGCCUGUGUGAUUCAGAGAACAUCUGGGAGGUGGUAUGGGUGCCGCUGGCCGUCCAGGGCAGGAGAGCCGUGAGGCUGCAGGUCCCAGCCUGGCCAAGUGGACUUCUGGCAGGUGUGACCCUGGCUGUUGAGACAGGAGCCAGGGUGGGCAGUGUUGAUGAGGGGGGUCUCAGGGCUCUUGGCCUUGUCACUGUGGUGAGGGCAGUUUUGUGUCUGUCCCAGCACUGUGCUGGGCUCUGAGAUGGCCCCUGUGUUCCACAGGGAGGGGAGCUGCUGCUAUAGAGUGCCCAAGGACCUGGGGGGGCCCUGUGGCCAGGUCCUUCUGACUCAGCCCACCUAACAGGGCUCCAUCGAAGGUUGGGAAGAGUGCUUUUCCCUCCGGGUCAAAAUCUCCCUCUACAGCUUGAGAAAUAGUUGGAGUGAGGGAUCCCCAAGCCUGCAGACCCACAUUUAGUGGGGUGAUGGGGUGUGGGCAGAUGAUUGCCACCGUGAUGGGCAGGUGAGCUGCCCAGGGUGAGAUCCCAUUCCCACAAGGUGGGGCGGUGCCCCUGGCAGAGGCAGCAGCCUGGGUAAGGGCUUGGCGGGGCCACCGUCACAAUGAAUGGCAUGGUGGGGGACAGGGUGGAGAAGCAGCACGAGCCAGUGGUGGGCAGAGGGGUCCCCCUGCAGUACCAGGCUGGACGGAGUGUGACCCUGGAGGACUCAUGGGACGCUGUGUGGGCUUCCCGGGAUUUGCGACAAGAUCCCUUGGGACUUCAGGGACCUGCGUGGUGGCUGGGCUCUCAGACCCUCUGCUUCCCCGGGCUGUUCAUUGCCCACUGGCCGCCGUGGCCAGUCGGGACCUCUGCAUCGACCAGGCUGUGGUGUUCGUUGAAGAUGCUAUGCAGUACCGCUCCAUCUCCCACCGCAUGGACGCCGGCUCGAUGCGGCUUUACCGAUGCUACUACUCGAACGCGUGCCAGCGGAUCCUCAACUUCACCAUUUUCUCCAUCCUGGCCUUGGCCUUUAUUGAGACCCCGUGUUCGCUCACGAAGACUGCCGACGUGCGCUACCGCUCCCUGCACUGGGAGCCGCCCUGUGGCCUGACCGAGGGCAUCGAGGGGCUGUGCUUGCUGGUCUUCAUGACCGACGUGUCUGUGAAGUGCUUCCUGGUCGGGCGCGCCCAGUUCCAGAGGAAUGUGUGGCUGCUGGCCUACAUCGCGGUGCUGGCUGUGUCUGUUGUGGACUGGACCGUGUCCCUCUGUCUCCUUUGUCAGGAGCGUCUGCGCAUCCGCCGGCUCCUCCGCCCCUUCUUCCUGCUGCAGAACUCCUCCAUGAUGAAGAAGACCUUGAAGUGCAUCCGGUGGUCGCUGCCAGAGAUGGCCAGCGUCGGGCUGCUGCUGGUUGUCCACCUCUGCCUCUUCACCAUAUUUGGGACGUUGCUGUUCACCGUGGGCGAGGAGGACGAACAUGAGAAAAAGGAGAGGCUGACCUAUUUCCAGAGCCUCCUGGACGCCUUCACUUCCCUCUUGGUGCUGCUGACCACGGCCAACAACCCUGACGUGAUGAUCCCUGCGUAUUCCGAGAACCGGGCCUAUGCCAUCUUCUUCAUCGUCUUCACCCUGAUAGGGAGCCUGUUCCUGAUGAAUCUGCUGACCGCCAUCAUCUACAACCAGUUCCGGGGCUACCUCAUGAAAUCUCUGCAGACCUCGCUGUUCCGGAGGCGGCUGGGGACCCGUGCUGCCUACGAAGUCCUCUGCUCCCUGACAGGAGUUGGGGUGAUGCCCCAGGACUUCCUGCAGGUGCUUGAGAAAGCCCAGCUGAGCAGUUCCCAAAAGCAGACCAUCAUGGAGAAGGUGCGCUCCCUUGAUGGUGUGCUGCUGUCAGCUGACGAGUUCCAGAAAAUCUUCAGUGAGGUCGACAGAGGUGUGGUCAGAGAGCACCCGCCGAGGCCCUGCUACCGGUCCCCGUUGCUGCAGAGCGCCCAGUUCCUCUUCGGCCACCGCUACUUUGACUACCUGGGCAACUGCAUCACCCUGGCGAACCUCGUGUCCAUUUGUGUGUUCCUGGUGCUGGAUGAGGACGUGGCCCCCAGUGACCGGGACAACUUUGUCCUAGGGGUGCUCAACUGCGUCUUCAUCAUGUACUACCUGCUGGAGCUGCUGCUCAAGGUCUUCGCCCUGGGCCCGUGGGGCUACCUGUCCUACCCCGAGAACCUGUUCGACGGCCUCGUCACCUUGGCUCUGCUGGUUUUGGAGAUCCUCAUGCUGGCUGUGUACGGGUUCCCCUACCGAGGCUGGAAGCCAGAGAUGCGGGGCCUGCUGUCGCUGUGGGACAUGAUGCGGCUGGUGAACAUCCUCAUUGUGUUCCGGUUCUUGCGCAUCAUCCCCAACAUGAAGCUGAUGGCCGUGGUGGCCAGCACCAUCCUGGGCCUUGUCCAGAACUUGCGGGCAUUUGGCGGCAUCCUGGUGGUGGUGUACUACGUGUUUGCCAUCUUAGGGAUCAACUUGUUCCAAGGUGCCAUCGUGGCUCCUGGCAAUGACAGCCUGGCCCACGACAACGGCUCAGUGCCCUGUGGCAGCUUCGAGCAGCUGGAGUACUGGGCCAACAACUUUGAUGACUUUGCGGCCGCCCUGAUCACCUUGUGGAACGUGAUGGUGGUGAACAACUGGCAGGUGUUCCUGGAAGCCUACGAGCGCUACGCAGGCAGGUGGUCACUGGUCUACUUCGUGUUGUGGUGGCUGGUGUCGUCCGUCAUCUGGGUCAACCUCUUUCUGGCUCUGCUUUUGGAGAACUUCCUUUACAGGUGGGACCCCCGCAGUCAUGAGCGGCACCUCUCGGGGAUGCAGCUGACCGCAGAGCUCAUAUUCAGGGACAUCCUGGAGGAGCCCAAGGAGGAAGAGCUGAUGCACAGGCUGCGUAACCACCCGCACGUGCGGCUCUGCAGGUGACGCUCUGACGGCCCCUGGCCAGCCGGCAGGAGAGAGGCUGGUUGGGGAUGAGAUGGCACAUGACCAAGCAGGACAAGCCUGUGCUCUGACUGACCACCUAGGGGACAGCAGGGGGACAAGGAAGCCAGUUCCUCUUUUGCUGCCCUUCAGCCGCUGCGCUGCCGGCCUCUCCAGGUGGCCGCGCCCUGCUGCCGUCCUUCCCGAGCUGCUCCCGGGAGGCACUUGCUUUUCUGUUGUGGAGGCGACUCUGGGGCCUUGACACCAGCCUGGAAGCCAGAGGCGGUGCCUUCACUGCUGGAGGCCUCCAGGGACAGGGCCGCGUGGGCUGGGCAGGUCCCCUGCAGCCUCGGGCCUGGGGGUGCUGGUGGUCGGACACGGGGGAACCUGGGUGUGUCGUUACGUCACGGGUUGUGCGCGUGAUGGGGGCCGGGUGUUUCUGUGGAUCAGAGUGCCAAUAAUUCCACGGUGGCCCGCGGAGGCUGA
Marmota flaviventris (yellow-bellied marmot) is the source of this 4188-nucleotide messenger RNA. RefSeq names its product two pore segment channel 2 (gene Tpcn2). Lineage: Eukaryota; Metazoa; Chordata; Mammalia; Rodentia; Sciuridae. Gene Ontology annotation, biological process: transmembrane transport; monoatomic ion transport; calcium-mediated signaling. The record is from RefSeq and is a predicted model, not a curated record. Gene Ontology annotation, cellular component: lysosomal membrane. Gene Ontology annotation, molecular function: voltage-gated channel activity; ligand-gated sodium channel activity; intracellularly phosphatidylinositol-3,5-bisphosphate-gated monatomic cation channel activity.